UCCCGCCCUCGCGACGUCACCGCGCAGCACGCACGUACGCGCGCGUGACGUCAGCGCGCUCUCUCCGCGCCGCGCUCCGAGCUCUGAGGGAGCCGCUGAGCCCCCGCCAUGCAGCUCUUCAUCCGCGGGCAGACCCUCCUCACCCUCGAGCUCUCGGGCACGGAGACCCUCGCCCAGAUCAAGGAGAGGGUGGCCGAGCUUUCGGGGGUCCCCCCCGAGGACCAAGUGCUGCUCCACGCCGGGACCCCCCUGGAGGAUGAGGCCGCGCUGGGGCAGAGCCCCCUCCCCCGAAUUACCACCCUGGACCUCUCCACGCGCCUGCUGGGCGGGAAGGUGCACGGCUCGCUCGCCCGCGCCGGCAAAGUGAGGGGCCAGACCCCAAGGUGAGUGGCCAAGCAGGAGAAGAAGAAGAAGAAGACGGGGCGGGCCAAGCGGCGCAUGCAGUACAACCGGCGCUUCGUCAACGUGGUGCCCACCUUCGGCAAGAAGAAGGGGCCCAACGCCAACUCCUGAGCCCAAUAAAGGAAUCUGGGCUCAAUUCCCCGCCAUUUUGGGGCUUCCUGAGCCGUUCUUGCUGAUUUUUCGUGGUUGGGGUUACAGUUGUAGGGGCGAUUUUAAAGAGUUUAAAGGGGUUUAGGGCCUUUAAGGGGGUCGUGCGGGUCUCUGAGAGGAUGGCGGGGUGGAUAAUGGGCAGUGAUUAGAGAGAGGAGCUUAAUGAGCGUUAAUUUGGGGGAUGCUAAUGAGGGACUGCUGUGUGCAGAAGAGUUUCUAUGGGAGCGGCGGAAAGAGCCGAGCGCUGCCGGAAACACCCGAGCGCAGGGGCGGGGCGGAGGGCGCCGAGUCCUGCCGGGAAUACCCGAGUGAUUCCGAUUAUGAGGGGACCAGGGGAGCCGAGCGCUGUCGGAAAUGGCCGAGCGCAGAGGCGGGGCCGAGAGAGCCGAGCGGUGCCGGGAAUACCCGAGUGGUUCCGAGUAUGAGGGGGCCGGGGGAGCCGAGCCCUGCCGGAAACUCCCGAGUGAUUCCGAUUAUGAGGGGAUCAGGGGAGCCGAGCGGUGCCGGAAACGCCCCCGGCGGGGCCCCCCAAAAUCCCCCUGGGGGAGGGAAGGAGGGACCCCCAA
Molecule: messenger RNA, 1118 nt
Organism: Passer domesticus (house sparrow)
Lineage: Eukaryota; Metazoa; Chordata; Aves; Passeriformes; Passeridae
Gene: FAU
Product: FAU ubiquitin like and ribosomal protein S30 fusion
Biological process (GO): translation
Cellular component (GO): cytosolic small ribosomal subunit; ribosome
Molecular function (GO): protein binding; structural constituent of ribosome
Source: RefSeq, a predicted model, not a curated record